AUGAGAGGUUUAAGUUUAAGAAGACUUACAUUUAUGGUUUCCAUUGCCUUCAUUGUUUGGUGCUCCAGCAUUGAUACUUGCAGUGCCAGGAGAGGAAUGCAUUGGAGGCAAAGCAGAAGUGCUUCAACUUCUCUGUACAAGAAGAAAGGAAAGCAUCAAGACAGUAGUCAGCAUCACAGCAAUGGUAGUAAAUCAAAACCAAAAGCUCCACCACCAAAUGCACCAUCACCUCCACCUCCUAAACCCAAAGAAGAAAUCCCACCAACCCCACCAAAUAAUGGUUACAACCAUGGUCCUUCAACUACCUUUGACGUGUUAGAUUUUGGUGCAAAGGGGGAUGGAAUUACCGAUGAUACCAAGGCAUUCCAGGAUGCAUGGGCAGCUGCUUGUAAGGUCGAGGCAUCAACGGUCAUCGUUCCAUCAGAUUUCGAGUUCCUUGUGGGACCCAUUUCAUUCUCUGGUCCUUACUGCCAACGAAAUAUUGUUUUUCAGCUUGACGGCACCAUAAUUGCUCCAACAAACUCCAAAGCUUGGGGUUCAGGGACAUUACAAUGGCUUCAAUUUACAAAACUGGUAGGGAUCACAAUUCAAGGAAAAGGCAUCGUUGAUGGAAGAGGCUCAGCUUGGUGGCAAGAUUCCCCACUUGAUGAUCCUAUAGAUGACGAAGCAAAACUACUUACCAAGUUGGAACAAAAUCCACCGACUCCGAUAAGCACUUCAUUGGCUGGAAAAAUGCCAAGCAUCAAGCCAACUGCACUAAGGUUUUACGGGAGUCUUAACGUGACAGUCACGGGCAUAAAAAUCCAAAACAGUCAACAAUGCCAUCUCAAGUUUGACAACUGCAUAGGAGUUUCGGUUUACGAUAUGAGUAUCUCAUCUCCUGGAGAUAGCCCCAAUACAGAUGGAAUCCACUUACAGAACUCCAAGGAUGUGCUUAUCCACAGUACAAACCUUGCUUGCGGAGAUGACUGUGUUUCUAUACAAACUGGAUGCACAAAUGUAUACAUCCGCAAUGUGAAUUGUGGACCAGGACAUGGAAUCAGCAUUGGAGGGCUUGGAAAAGAUAACACCAAAGCUUGUGUCUCGAACAUCACUGUUCGAGACGUCAUGAUGCAAAACACAAUGAAUGGAGUCAGGAUAAAAACAUGGCAGGGUGGCUCAGGAUCAGUGCAAGGAGUACUGUUCUCGAACAUACAAGUUUCUGAAGUCCAAUUUCCAAUUGUAAUUGAUCAAUUCUAUUGCGACAAAAGCAAAUGCAAGAACCAAACAUCUGCCGUGGCUCUAUUAGGAAUCAACUAUGAGAAGAUAAGAGGAACGUACACAGUAAAACCUGUGCACUUUGCAUGUAGUGACAGCAUGCCAUGUUCGGAGACUUUUGGAGAGCUGUACACCCCCACAGUCCCUCCCAUUGAUUGUUUACAAGUUGGCAAGCCGUCAAAUAACUGGAUUCAGGCUGUACAUGAUUCAUGUUCAGCAUAG
Ilex paraguariensis (yerba mate) is the source of this 1479-nucleotide messenger RNA. The record is from the annotation of a GenBank genome assembly. NCBI's taxonomy places the organism in Eukaryota, Viridiplantae, Streptophyta, Magnoliopsida, Aquifoliales, Aquifoliaceae.